CCCACUUUUUUCUGUAAUUUUGUUUUUGGCUUUUUUCUCUGCUAAUUCCUCAGCAGCAAAUUCCAAUUUCUACUCCCUUUCUCACUCUUCGUUUGACCCAGAUUUCAACAGAAACUCCUCCUCCUUCUCCUUCCAUUUCCACAACUGGCUUUUCUUUUUCCAUUUCUGUUUAUAUAAUUUCUACUUUUUUUUCUUUUGUGUUUUGGUAAACAUUUGCAUUAUCUGUGGCCUAUGGCUGUUUGAGAGGAGACCAAGUUUUCUUUUUUUCCUUUUGGGGUUCCCCAAAAUUGUAUUUUAAUUUUGGGUUUUGGGUUAUAGAGAGGAAACUCUCUCUCUCUCUCUCUCUCUCUCUCUCUCUCUCUCACUCUCAUUUUUCUUGUGUUUCUAGUCCUCCUCCACUCUCUGGUUUGGGAGUGGUAGCUAGGGUUUUGGUGGGUUUUCUCUGAAUUAGGCAGUUAUGGUGAGAAAACAUGGAUGGCAACUGCCUGCUCACACCUUCCAGGUUGUCGCUAUUACUGUGUUCUGCUUGUUAGUGGUUGCCUUCUAUGCUUUCUUUGCUCCCUUCGUCGGAGGCCGCAUCUGGGAAUAUGUUUUGAUUGGCGGUUACUCUCCAGUGGCACUGCUCGUCUUCAUUCUUUAUGUUCGAUGUACUGCAAUAAACCCUGCAGAUCCUGGAAUUAUGUCCAAGUUUGGAAACGGAGGAAGAAAUGGUAUCAAUCCAAAUCAUAGGUUAUCAGCAAAAGACUUGCCUAGAAAGUUUGAUGAAGCCACCACAGGCCAUUCUUCUCCGUCAUCGGUUUCCAGAAGUUCUUUGGCAGGUGCUAACUCUAGUAGGAAAGGGUCAGUAGGAGAACUUGGGGGUGUAAAUAUUCCGGAAGAACCGACAACUGGGAGUUGCAUUGGAGGAAUUUGCUGUGCAUUGUUUGUACACGAAGAUUGCCGCAAACCACAGGAAGGGGCAGCUGAGAAUCAGGGUGGUGAAGAUGCUUUGUUCUGCACAUUGUGCAAUGCUGAGGUCCGCAAGUUCAGCAAACACUGUAGAAGUUGUGAUAAAUGCGUGGAUGGAUUUGAUCACCACUGUCGGUGGCUUAACAAUUGUGUUGGACACAAAAAUUACCUGAGUUUUAUAUGUUUGAUGGCCACCAGUCUUCUUUGGCUUGUUAUUGAAGCUGGAGUUGGUAUUACUGUCAUGGUGCGCUGCUUUGUUAAUAAGACAAGCAUGGAGGCAGAAAUUAUUGAUAGACUUGGAAAUGGUUUCACUCGUCCCCCAUUUGCAACAGUUGUGGCUUUAUGUACUGCAGUUUCUAUGCUGGCAUGUGUUCCACUUUGUGAACUCUUCUUCUUCCACAUGAUACUUAUUAGGAAGGGUAUUACAACCUAUGAAUAUGUCGUGGCGAUGAGAGCAAUGAGUGAGGCACCUGGAGGAGCAUCUGUCGAUGAGGGUUUCCAAAAUUACAUGCACUCCCCAACAGGAUCAGCUACAACUGGCUUGAGCGGAGGAAGUUCUUUAGGUCUGCAAUACAAGGGUGCAUGGUGUACCCCUCCCAGAGUAUUUGUGGAUUAUCAGGAGGAAGUUGUACCGCAUUUGGAGCCCGGAAUGGUGCCAUCAACUAUUGAUCCGGACGCAGCUGGAGCUACAGAAAGAGAGCAAAAAGGUCCUAAAAGGCCUGUCCGCAUUAGUGCUUGGAAGCUUGCAAAGUUGGAUUCCAGUGAGGCUAUGAGAGCAGCAGCCAAGGCCAGGGCAUCAUCCUCCGUUCUACGACCACUGGAUAAACCUGAUGUUGAACUUAGCUCAAGCGGCAAUAUGAGUGUGCGGAGUAGUGUAAGCACUGAUACGGGGGCAAAUAAAGAGAUGAAGAAUGAUCUGAGGUUGUCAAGAAAUUCCUAUGCUCCAAGUCAAGGUAGCCGAGAUGAGUAUGAAACAGGGACUCAAAGCAUAAGUAGCUUCAGUAGUCCGAGCCAUGCUCAUGAAGUGGUCACACUUAGCCCUCUGCCACAGGCUCCGGGUGUGGGACGUUUUAGCUCUGCCACUUCAGUGCCCAGCUUAGUUCCUGACCGUCCAUUAACUGCCAAGGCAACAUUGCCUAAUGUCAGCAUGGGAUUUGAUGAAAGGAUCAUGCAGAGGGGAAGUACAGCCGAUCCAUUACAACUUUCCGCUCCAAUUAUGCAGAGGGGAAGUACUACUGAUUCGAUGCUGCUUUCAGCUCCACCUGCUUCUCUUUUCAGGGAUGUCCGAAGAACAUCUGUUGUUUGGGACCAAGAAGCAGGGCGAUAUGUCUCGGUUCCUGUAUCGGCUUCUGACGCUCGAAACAGGACAUCCAUACAAACAGGAUUUCCAAAUCCUAAUGCAGAAGCAAGCUAUAGUAGAAGACCAGUUAUUCCGCCACAGGAGGCUUCAUCUUCUGCAGCGAAGCCUCCAGCACAACAAGCGGAGAAACUGCUGUACACAGGGGAUUCUAUAUUCUUUGGUGGCCCGCUUUUGAGUGCACCAGUUAGGGAUAACUUAAGAAAUGAAAGGGAUUCGGGUUCUAGAGAGGGCCAAGAGAGGGCAGGGCUGAACUUGCCUAGGGAAUCCAGGUUCAAACGUGAUUCUACCUCAAACCAGCUUCCUGUGUUUGUCCCAGGGGGCUUUGAGAACAACUCUUCUUUUGGGCCCGGUUCCAAAUAGUGUUAAGCGACUGAAACAAGUGCAUGUAAAUCUCUUCCUCCUUGCCCGGAUGGUGUAGUGGAGCAGCAUGAAAGUCGAGCCAACUUUGAUCCUUGCGACCUGGCUGCUUGAGAUUGUCGCUAACAGAGUUAUCGCAUGGGGUUCAAGCAGUUUCUUCGAUGAAAUUCUGAUUCAACACACCAGUUUUAGCUGAGGUUUGUAAAUGGGGCGAUCGUAGAAGUGUCUUGUGCUUUCUAGACAUUGUAGCCAAAGAAUUUCUGUUGCAGAGCUCCAUUUAUGCUCUGAAUUUUUAUUUAUUAUCGAAGUAUCUUUUCCCACUAUUUGAAUAGAUGUAUGUUUUCUAGAUCAA
Messenger RNA from Malus domestica (apple), 3017 nucleotides. Its product is annotated as probable protein S-acyltransferase 19. Gene Ontology annotation, cellular component: Golgi apparatus; endoplasmic reticulum. Gene Ontology annotation, molecular function: protein-cysteine S-palmitoyltransferase activity. Gene Ontology annotation, biological process: protein targeting to membrane; peptidyl-L-cysteine S-palmitoylation. The record is from RefSeq and is a predicted model, not a curated record. Lineage: Eukaryota; Viridiplantae; Streptophyta; Magnoliopsida; Rosales; Rosaceae.